CUAAAUCAUGGACAAAUAAAACGCAUUUAGCUUAUUUCACAUUUUCGCUUAAAUAUGCAUUAUGUUGGCAACGCGGGCAAUAACAAUAAGCUGAUAUUCAAUUUAUUGCGACGAAAUGUUUGACAUGGAGAAAAGCAAAAGAAAAGUUUGGACAAAGGCCGAGACACUCCUAUUCCUGAAGUGCUACAAUGAGAGGAAGGAUGAGUUUUUGCAUGCGCGGAAGAAAAAGUUCGCUUAUGAAAACGUCUUGGAGGACAUGAUAUAUCAAAGAUUUACAGAUACAACGGUUAAUGCGGCUGCACUUGUAGCAAAAAUGCGAACGCUUUUGAAGGCGUAUAAAACAGCGAAAGACAAUGAGAAGCAGACUGGAACUUCUCCGUGCACAAUACCGUAUAUGUCGGAAAUGGACGAAAUUUUUGGCGAAAGUUAUUUAGUGUCCAACAACCAUACCAUAAACAUUGGGACAGAUCCUCAAGAGGCAUUGGUUGAAUCUAGCGUAAAGGGGUUUUUAACAGAUUUAACUGAUUUUGAACAAAUGCUCGACGAUAGACCAAGUACUUCUAGGCAGAGCCGAUCUACACUAAGCCGUAAGCAUGUGCAGACCAAAUGAAGUGAAUCCACAAGAGCCGAACGCAGCAAAUCGUAUUCAAAAUCGUCGUUAUCGUAAAAGCGCUAGAGAACGAUAUUUUGUUCAAAAAAUCGAACUAAAAAGAAAAAGUGUUGAAGAAAAGGCAACAAAAACAAAUGCAAGAUUUGGCCGAAAAACGAGAUAAGCAGAUAGAAAUUGAACAAAAAAAACUGAAAAUAGAUGAAAAAUUUAAAAUUUUACAGCAGUCUGUUAUGAAUAAAAAAU
Bactrocera tryoni is the source of this 853-nucleotide messenger RNA. RefSeq lists its product as uncharacterized. The transcript has 4 exons. The record is from RefSeq and is a predicted model, not a curated record. Bases 116 to 610 code for a protein of 164 amino acids. NCBI's taxonomy places the organism in Eukaryota, Metazoa, Arthropoda, Insecta, Diptera, Tephritidae.